This is a messenger RNA of Drosophila busckii, 1988 nucleotides long. RefSeq names its product rho GTPase-activating protein 68F (gene RhoGAP68F). Gene Ontology annotation, biological process: small GTPase-mediated signal transduction; negative regulation of endocytic recycling. Gene Ontology annotation, cellular component: cytoplasm. Gene Ontology annotation, molecular function: GTPase activator activity. Lineage: Eukaryota; Metazoa; Arthropoda; Insecta; Diptera; Drosophilidae. Bases 267 to 1667 code for a protein of 466 amino acids. The record is from RefSeq and is a predicted model, not a curated record. The transcript is spliced from 6 exons.
CCACUUGCUUACAUAGCUUUGGCCUCGGGCUUGACUUUAGCCUUUAACGAACAAAAAGCAAUAGCAAAAAAUAGUAAAGCAAUUGGUAGUUGACGCAAAUCAAUCGACAAAGCUACAUAAAUGAAUCAGAGGGCAGCGAUAAAGCAGCGGCUGUGACAAGUCACAGAGAGACGCCUUGCUCUAACUGUUUUUGCGUGUGUGACGUCAUCAAAAUUGCUUUUUUGGUUAAUGUAGUAUAGACGUUUGGCAACGACUACGAAGGGGCAAUGGAUGCCAAUUCACGUUUUCCAACGCGAUUACCAGGGCCACCCAUAAGCGCAGUAGUGGGGAACUCAGAAGAACCGUUACCAAGUCUAUCAGAUCUACACGACUGUGAACCGAAGCUGGAGUUUGAUGAUACCGAACUGUUAACCCCAGCAACACUUGAGAAAGAUGUUAUGGUUGGUGACUUUGUGCUGCCCGAUGAUCCCGAACUAGAUAACGAGGUCAACGAAAACCCCUUGGAGUACGAUUUUGAGGAUCAGCUAAGAGAGCAACCCGAAACGCUACAUUCAACAAAAAAUAAAUGCGAUUUCUUAGGCACAGAUAAGCAGGGACGUCAUAUUUUUGCUAUAUACGCCUCACGAUUUCCAGAAAAAUCACAACUUGAAGGAUUUGUUCGUCAAAUCAUCAAAGAGAUUGAACCCUUUGUGGAGAACGAUUAUAUACUCGUCUACUUUCAUCAGGGUCUCAAAGAGGAUCAUAAGCCCUCGGCGCAAUUUCUGUGGAACUCGUACAAGGAGCUUGAUCGUAAUUUUCGGAAAAACUUAAAGACCCUUUAUGUGGUGCACCCCACUUGGUUUAUACGCGUCAUCUGGAAUUUCUUUAGUCCAUUUAUUAGCGAUAAGUUUCGCAAGAAGCUGGUGUAUAUAUCCAGUUUGGAUGAGCUGCGCCAGGCGUUAGGCCUGAACAAGAUCACGUUGCCAGACAACAUUUGUGACAUUGACGACAAACUGAACCCGAGCCGCAGGUCCGGCUCGCAGCCAGCUACCCCCAAUGGGCGGCCAACAAUGCAAUUCGGCGUGACCUUGAAGUUCAUUGUCAUGCAUAGUCCAUGCCUCAAUUCCAUACCGCCCAUAGUGCGUAAAUGUGUGGAUUCAUUGUCUAUCACCGGUGUCAUUGACACCGAGGGCAUAUUUAGGCGUUCAGGCAAUCAUGCUGAGAUAAUGGCGCUCAAAGACCGCGUCAAUCGCGGUGAAGAUGUGGACCUCAGCAAUGUGAAUGUGCAUGUGGUUGCAGGUCUACUAAAAAGCUUUCUGCGUGAUCUGGCUGAGCCGCUGCUCACAUUCGAGCUAUACGAUGAUAUAACCAAGUUCCUAGACUGGCCCAAGGAAGAGCGUAAUCGUAAUGUCACACAGCUUAUACGUGAAAAACUGCCCGAGGAGAACUAUGAAUUAUUUAAAUACAUUGUGGACUUUUUGGUGCGUGUGGUGGACUGUGCUGAUCUCAAUAAAAUGACCUCCUCCAAUCUGGCCAUUGUCUUUGGUCCAAACUUUUUGUGGUCGGGUCGUAAUAACACCUCUUUGGAGGAAAUAGCGCCCAUUAAUGCAUUUGUAGACUUUGUUCUGCAAAACCACAAGACCAUCUAUUUAAUUGAUGUCAAUCAGCGCACAGUGAGCGUCGAUUAGCACCGGUGUCAUGCUCCAAACUGGCGUACAUAAAAAUGUUUGUAAAUUGUUUAAACGUUUAAGUGUUAGCCCUAAGCAGCGUAAAAAGUUGAUGUAAAAACAAAAAAGUAAUAAAAUAUGUUGUAUUUAAGUUUAGUUUGCUUUUAAAGUUCCCCUACCCAAUUACUGCUCAGCCUUAAUUAAUUUUUAAUAAACUGAAAGCAUUGUUAAUUUUACCAAAGAAAUUUUGAAGCGCAACGCACAUUCCAAAAACAAAAAUUAAAUGUAACCAGCUAAAGCAAAAUUUUUGUAUAAACUCACAUUUGAGUGUAGCUAUUAAAA